AAUGAGAUUUAGUUGUUGUCGGUCUGAAAGAACAUUUGAUGUUAGGGUUAUCUGGGUCAUGUUUGUUGAGUAGUUAAUAAACCCAACAAAAAAAAAAAAAAAUUCAAAUGCUUAAACUCAAUUAUAUGGCUUUGCACAAUGGUAGCCUAACCUAUUUAAUUGGGGACAACAACAAUGACUAGUUCUCAAUCAGUGCAAAUCCCACCCACAUUUUGUUCUUCAUUGAUGUGAGACAGUAAGUUUUAUGGUACUAAUUUUUUUUUCUUUCAGUGAAUUCUUGCGACACAUUGUUGCUUUCAUGAUUUUAUAUGAGCUAAAAACUGUAGUUAAAGCUAAAUGAUCUGUAUGGCUAAAUGUUGGGAGACAUUUAUGCAUAGUACUUUCUGUUUCUCUUGUAAGAAUUAGUGGUUGCAAAAUUUAAACUUGUAGCAGUAUAUUCGAACAAUAAUACUGACUUUUGCCUUUUCUUUUUUCCUCCCUUCCUCGGAUAGCUAAACAAGAAUUGAGCCAUGGAAAUGAAUGACGUUAAUGUUGAUGAUAAAUAUAUGAAUAUGGGCAAUCCUGAGUCAAAUACAGUUCAUUUACACGUAGAGGCCUCAUCAAGUGGAGAGGGCAUCGAAGAAAUGCUGAAUACCAUUUUGGAUAGAGUUGACUUGGACUUAGUAUGUUCUAAUGAGAAAUUGGUAAAUUUGCAUGUACUUCUGAUGCUCCUUUUGGGUUGGGACAAUGGUCCUGAAGCGAUGGUCUUUGGGAAUAAUGAUAUUUCAGGUCAGUUCAUUGAGAAGGCAUUGGUAUUUGACCUUUUAUGUGGAAUUUUAGAUUCUGAGUUGAGGGAAGUGGAAACUUUCUUGGAAACCAUUCAAGCGAAGAUUGUUGAUGCCGGUCAUAAAAUAUCUUCAUGCAGACCUUUGGGGGCACUAUUCAAUAAAAUGGAAAAGAAGCAGCAUGAUUCAGGAGAAUUUCUGAAAAAGAAUCAAGAGAUUGUCUUGGAGGUGAAGAUGCAGUCAACCAAGCUGCAUAUUAAGAGAUGCAUAUUAAUAGGGAACAAUGACGACACCGUGGAUAUAUCUGAGUUGUAUCAGCUAUCAAACAUCAUUGGGAAAUCAAAAGUACAGACUGUUGAACAACAAAGACAUAUUCUAAGGAUGCUUGAAAAAUCACUUGCAAGGGAGCUAGAUCUUGAAAGGAAAUUAUCAGAGUCUGGACAAAACGAAGAACAAUUAAAACUGAAGCUGCAUUAUACUGAACAAGUUGCUCUUCGCAUGGAAGAGGCAGCAGAAGUUGUUUGGGGAAGGUUUCUAGAGGCAGAAAAUGCUACUGAGGUGCUCAUGGGGAUUUCAAAGGAACUGCUAGGUCGACUUCAGAUUGUUCAAUUUAACCUGAAUGGUUCAAUUCAACGAGAAGCUGAGCUCAAAUUUAAACUCGAAGAUUGCAUUGAAGAGUUAAAUGCCAAAGAUAUUGCUAUAAAAAAGCUUGAGAGCAGCAAUGCAGAACAUGCUGCAAAAGCUUCUGAAGUAUUCACUUUGAAGAAGAAGGUGAAAUUACUGGAGGAACAGCUAAAAGAAUCUGAGCUACAGCUGAAGAAAGCAAAUGCUUCCAAUGAAACAAGUCAAGAGCAUCUUCAUGAAAUGGAAAUCAUUACUGAUUCACUGAAAGAAAGUAUGUGUGAAGCAGAAACUAGGGCUGAAUGUGCAGAAGCCAAAGUUACAGAGUUAACAGAUGCAAGCUUGGAACUUACGGAAGAGUUGAAUUUUCUUAAAGGUAAUAAUGAUAAUAACACAAAGAAGGUGACCUCACUUGAGAAGCAGUUGAGGGAAUUGGAGAUUCAACUACAGCAUGCAAAAGCAUCUUCUGAAGCAAGUCAGGAGCAGCAAAACAUGCUGUACUCUGCAAUUUGGGAUAUGGAAACUUUAAUUGAAGAUCUAAAAUCUAAAGUUUCAAGAACUGAAAGUAAGACUGAGAGUGUUGAGGAGCAAUGCAUUUUAUUAUCUGAAUCUAACUUCGAACUUAAUAACGAGCUAGGCAUUCUAAGGCAUAGAAUUGAAUGCUUGGAGACAUCUUUAGACCAGGCUAACGCUGAAAAAAAAGCAAAUGCUAAAGAAAUCAAUUAUAGGACCAAGCUAAUCACAGAUAUGUGUACCCAACUAUCUGCAGAAAGGGAGCGCAUUCAAAAGCAGCUAUUUUCAUUAAUAAAGGAGAAGGAGAUAUUGGUGAAAAAGUUACAAAAUACGUCAAAAACUGACUCUGCAGCGGUCUGCAACUCUGGAGAUGAUGAUGGCGAUGAGAUAUCUGUUUCCAAGACUGAUUCAAUUAAAGCUACUUGCACAAAAACAUUCGAGAAAGCAGUUCCCUCAGCCACAGGUGUACGGGUGGAUGAACCAUCAAAAGAUGCAUAUCUGUAUAUGACUGCAGUUGGGCCUUCUGGUGCUGUAACUGUUGGUGGCACCGGCACAAUUUCAAGGGUAGAAGGUGCGAGAAAAGAGAAGACAGGCCACUUUAAUCUGUUAUAUAUUUUGAUACCGAUUCUCUUAAUUGUACUAUUUUCAGCAUUAACUUUAUAUUUCUUGAGUGAGACACCUGCCCUCUUGGGUUAGUUUUGAUGGCCACUUAAAUCCUGUGUUGCUGGCACACAUUGUGCCCUAUUAUGUAUAUUCUUGCAUUUCAGUUGAUGAGUGUGCAUUCAUUAUCAUAUCUUAUAUUCUAUUUUUAC
Molecule: messenger RNA, 2710 nt
Organism: Durio zibethinus
Lineage: Eukaryota; Viridiplantae; Streptophyta; Magnoliopsida; Malvales; Malvaceae
Source: RefSeq, a predicted model, not a curated record